UUUCAGUGAUCCUGUGCAGUCCCGGAGCUGCUCGCUGUUCCUUUAAGAGGGCUGAGCCUGCGCCUCGGAGGCUCCAGCGCACUUUUCAUCUACCUGCUGCCCACUUCGCUCCCACGUCUUGAUUGGCCGUCUUGGACCAAAUCCUCUUGAAUGAUUUCAAACCCGAGUGCUUGGACGAGGAGGAGGAGGGGUCCGCGGAUAAUUCCGAGCUGGCUGGGUGGAAAGGAUCGAGUCCUCCGUCCAGCAGCACCUCAGUGAAGAGCUUUAUCUCCGAGGAGCGUUGUUGACGGCAAAACGCGUCCGAGAGCGCAGCGCUCGUGGAGAAAGUCGGCUUGGAAAGGUAACACGUUUUCUCCCAAACUCGCUUUUUCUUUUUUCUUUUUUGGCUCAAUAAUUCAAAAGAAGCCGUGUUGUUGUGCUCCUGCCGUUUGAAUGGAGUGAUGUCCAGAGAAGAUGGCACACAUUGCGAUGGGACGCGCUGCGUUUUGCUGACAGGACUCGGCGCUCCGGACCAGGAGCUGAUUGAAAAUCUCUGCUGAUCGAUUUCAAAUCAUGUGUGUUCGCUAUUGACGGAAUGUGAGUUGUUUCCGAGAUCCAUAAAGGCUUUUUUUUUCUUCUUUGGGGGCCAUUCAGUUCAUGCUCGGGUUGCCAUAGCAUCACAUUAAUAUUUUCCUCUUCAUUUAUCGGCCUGUUGAGGAGCUGCGCGUAACGAUACUUUCAGAUUUCAGACAAUGUAUUCGUCUUUUAACACGAUCCCGCAGCUGAGGUUGGGUUAGAGGAGUUUUCAUAGUUGAUUUUAAGCCGCUUUAGAAACGAACUGAGACUAGGAGCCAAACACAGUCAUGGCUAAAAAUCCGUCCGAGGGGCCGAAGGAUGACCUGAGCCAGCUGACGGACGAGGAGCUCCUGCGCUGCAGCAAAGAGGAGCUGCUCAGGAAAUUAAGGAGGGUUGACAGCGAGAAAAUGAACUUGAUGAUCGAGCAUGGCAACAUGAUGAAAGACAUCAACCGGAGGCUGCAGGUGCACCUGCACGAAAUCCGGAGCCUGAAGGAGAUCAACCAGAAGCUGCAGGAUGACAACCAUGAGCUCCGGGAGCUCUGCUGCUUCCUGGACGACGACCGGCAGAAGGGCAAGAAGCUGUCCCGGGAGUGGCAACGCUUCGGCCGAUACACUGCCAGCGCCAUGUGGAAGGAGGUGGGCACCUACAUGAUGAAGCUCAAGGAGCUGGAGGCCAACCAGGAGACGGUGUUGAGGGAGAACUCUGAACUGAAGGAGAUCAUCCUCAUGCUGGACGAGGAGAGGAACGGUGCAGGAUCCAGGAGCUCCAUAGACAGUCAGUCCAGCUUGACCAACCUGAACGGGGGCACCGGCACGGUCAGGGAUGUUGGAGACGGGAGUAGCACGUCCAGCACAGGUAGCGCCGGCAGCCCGGAUCACCACAACCACAACCACAUACACAAGCCAUCGGAGAACAGUAAGAUGGGUCCCACCAUGAGGAGGUCCAUGGAUGACCUGUCGGCGCCGCACCACCACAGGAGCAUCCCCAACGGACUCAAUGGUGAGUUGACGCACUGUGGAACCACUAAUACACACCUGACUGCUGUAAUCUGCACACAUACCCAACAUCCAAGA
Messenger RNA from Stegastes partitus (bicolor damselfish), 1631 nucleotides. RefSeq names its product coiled-coil domain containing 85C, b (gene ccdc85cb). The record is from RefSeq and is a predicted model, not a curated record. NCBI's taxonomy places the organism in Eukaryota, Metazoa, Chordata, Actinopteri, Pomacentridae. The transcript has a single exon. The annotation marks the transcript as partial. Gene Ontology annotation, cellular component: apical junction complex.